Molecule: messenger RNA, 4537 nt
Organism: Synchiropus splendidus (mandarinfish)
Lineage: Eukaryota; Metazoa; Chordata; Actinopteri; Syngnathiformes; Callionymidae
Gene: npc1
Product: Niemann-Pick disease, type C1
Exons: 25
Coding region: 81-3914 (1277 amino acids)
Cellular component (GO): membrane
Molecular function (GO): lipid carrier activity
Source: RefSeq, a predicted model, not a curated record
CAGCCUCAACAAACAAGGGCACGAAGAAGAAACCGACAGCAAAAUAUGCCAAACUUGGUCUGAGCUGUCACUGCGUUUCGAUGAUUCCGGGGAGAACCAUGGGGAGCUCUUCCAUGAGAAGCGGGUUCUGGUUCCUUUUGGUUAUUGUCUUGCUGUCGGUGGAGCAUUUCCAAUGGGUGGAGGCGCAGCAGUGUGUAUGGUACGGUCAGUGCGGGGACUCGCAAAUAGUUCAUGGUAAAAAGUACAACUGUAACUACACAGGCCCGCCCCUCCCUCUGAAGGAGGACGGUUACGAUCUUCUCAAGGAACUUUGUCCGGGGUUGGACUAUGGGAACCGAAGCCUCUGCUGUGACGUGGACCAGCUGCAAACUCUCAAAGAGAGUCUCCAGGUGCCGCUGCAGUUCCUCUCUCGCUGUCCGGCCUGCAUCUACAACUUCAUGAAUUUCUUCUGCGAGCUGACCUGCAGCCCUCACCAGAGCCAGUUCAUGAACGUCACGCAGAUCAGCGGGCCCAACGUGGUGGACGUGCAGUACUACAUCGGAGAGAGAUUUGCCAGUGCCAUGUACAACGCCUGCAAGGAUGUGGAGGCUCCGUCCAGCAACAUGAAGGCCCUGUCCCUGCUGUGUGGCAGAGCGGCUGAGGAAUGCACCCCCACCAACUGGAUCCAGUACAUGUUUGACAUCUCCAAUCAACAGGCUCCCUUUCCCAUCGAGCCCAUCUUCUCAGACAGCCCCGUGGUGGGUUUCACCCCCAUGAAUAACCAGACGUUCGACUGCUCUGAGGCGCUGGAGGACGGCCAGGGCGCCUGCUCCUGCCAGGACUGUGAGAAGACCUGCGGCCCCGCACCAGUCCCCCCUCCCGUCACCCCGCCGUGGACCAUCCUGGGCUUCGACGCCAUGGUCUUCAUCAUGUGGAUGUCCUACAUGGUCUUCCUGUUGGUCUUCGUCACGCUGGUGGUUGGCGCCUGGUGCUACAGAAGAAGAUUGAUUGUCUCUGAGUACGGCCCCAUACUGGACAGCAAGAACCCUCUGUCCCUCAACGGAGAGAGCCCGGACCAAACGGCCGUGACCUGCUGCGAAACACUCGGCGAACGCUUCGAGAACAGCAUGAGGUCGGCCUUCAGCUCCUGGGGCUCCUUCUGCGUGCGGCACCCCUCACUGGUCAUCCUGGGCAGCCUGAUCCUGGUGGUGGCCGCCUCUUCAGGACUCGUCUACAUGCGCAUCACCACCGACCCGGUGGAGCUGUGGUCCUCCCCUGACAGCCAGGCACGGCGGGAGAAGGACUACUACGACAGCCACUUUGGGCCGUUUUUCAGAACCACUCAGCUCAUCAUAACGACAUCGCUCUCUGCUCCUGACCCCUUUGACCCCCAAAUAGGGCCCCUGGUGCCAUUUGGAGCCGUACUGGGCAUCGACGUCCUGCACCAGGUGCUGGAUCUUCAGCUGAAGAUCGAAGGCCUGGAGGCCACGUACGAGGGUUCAAAGGUCACCCUGAAGGACGUCUGCUUGGCACCUUUGGCCCCGUACAACAACAACUGCACCAUCAUCAGUGUCCUGAACUACUUCCAGAACAGCCACGAAGUGCUGGACCAUAUCAUCGCAGACCCCUUCAUGGUCUACGCCGACUACCGCACCCACUUCCUCUUCUGUGUCAAUGCACCUGCGUCCCUCAAUGACACCACUCUCCUCCACGAUCCGUGUCUUGGGACGUUUGGGGGCCCCAUCUUUCCGUGGGUGGCCCUUGGCGGCUACGAUGGUACCAACUACAACAACGCCACGGCUCUGGUCAUCACGUUUCCUCUCAACAACUAUCUGAACGACACUGUGAAGAAAGGAAAAGCCCUGGCCUGGGAGAAGGAGUUCAUCCGCUUCAUGAAGAGCUUCAGCAGCCCUAACCUGACCGUCGCCUUCACCGCCGAGAGAAGCGUGGAGGACGAGAUCGACCGCGAGAGCAACAGCGACAUCAGCACCAUCGUGAUCAGCUACGCCAUCAUGUUCCUCUACAUCUCGCUGGCGCUGGGUCACAUCCACAGUUGCAGGAGGCUUGUGGUGGAUUCCAAGGUCUCCCUGGGGAUCGCCGGGAUCCUCAUCGUGCUGAGCUCCGUGGCCUCCUCGCUGGGAAUCUUCAGCUAUGCCGGGGUCCCCCUCACCCUUAUCGUGAUCGAGGUCAUCCCCUUCCUCGUCCUGGCCGUGGGCGUUGACAACAUCUUCAUUAUCGUGCAAACCUACCAGAGAGACGAGCGGCUGCCUCACGAGGAGCUCCACCAGCAGAUCGGCCGGAUCCUGGGCGACGUGGCGCCCAGCAUGUUCCUCUCCUCCUUCUCCGAGACCGUCGCCUUCUUCCUGGGAGCGCUGUCCAACAUGCCGGCGGUGCGAACCUUCUCCCUCUUCGCUGGCCUGGCUGUUUUCAUCGACUUCCUCCUGCAGAUCAGCUGCUUCGUCAGCUUGCUGGGGCUGGACUUGAGGAGACAGGAGGCCAAUCGUUGGGACAUACUGUGCUGCAUGAAGCUGCCGGAGGGUCAGAAGCAAGAGUCCGACAGCUUCCUCUUCCGCUUCUUCAGGAAGGUCUACGCUCCCUUCAUACACAAGGAGUGGGUGCGACCCCUCAUCGUGGCUGUGUUUGUGGGGAUGCUCUCCUUCAGCGUUGCUGUGGUCAACAAGGUGGAGAUUGGACUGGACCAGAAGCUGUCCAUGCCUGACGACUCGUACGUGCUGCAGUACUUCAAGAACAUGAGCGAAUACCUGCACAUCGGGCCGCCGGUCUACUUCGUGGUGGAGGACGGGCUGGACUAUGGUCUCUCUGAGGACCAGAACAAAGUGUGUGGAGGCAUGGGCUGCAACAACAACUCGGUGGUGCAGCAGGUGUACUCUGCCUCGCUCAUCAGCUCCUACACCAAGGUGGCCAGCACGCCCUCGUCCUGGCUGGACGACUACUUCGACUGGGUGAAGCCUCAGUCCACCUGCUGCCGCUAUUACAACAGCACCGGCGCCUUCUGUAACGCCUCAGUGGUGGACCCGUCCUGCGUCCGCUGCCGACCUAUGACCCCGAGCGGGAAGCAGAGGCCGCUGGGGGAAGACUUCAUGCGCUUCCUGCCCAUGUUCCUGUCUGACAACCCCAACGUGAACUGUGGCAAAGGCGGCCACGCCGCCUACGCCACUGCCGUGGAUCUGCAGGGGAAUGCCACCAGGGUGGGCGCCUCCUACUUCAUGAGCUACCACACCAUCCUGAAGGAGUCGCCCGACUUCAUCCAGGCUCUGAAAAUGGCCCGGACUCUGGCCUCCAACAUCAGCCAGGCGGUGGAUCACAGGGUGUUUGCAUACAGCGUCUUCUACGUCUUCUACGAGCAGUACCUGACCAUCGCCUACGACACGGCGCUCAACCUGGGCGUGUCGCUGGCCGCCAUAUUCGUGGUGACCACGGUGCUGCUGGGCUUCGACCUGUGGGCCGCCGUGAUGGUGAGCGUCACCAUCGCCAUGAUCCUGGUCAACAUGUUCGGAGUCAUGUGGCUGUGGGACAUCAGCCUCAACGCCGUGUCCCUGGUCAACCUGGUGAUGGCCUGUGGCAUCUCCGUGGAGUUCUGCAGCCACAUCGUGAGGGCCUUCUCCGUCAGCGUGAAGAAGAGCCGGGUGCAGCGGGCCGAGGAGGCGCUGGCCUUCAUGGGCAGCUCGGUCUUCAGUGGCAUCACCUUGACCAAGUUCGGUGGGAUCCUCAUCCUGGCUCUCUCCAAGUCCCAGAUCUUCCAGGUCUUCUACUUCCGCAUGUACCUGGCCAUCGUGCUGCUCGGGGCGGCGCACGGCCUGGUCUUCCUGCCGGUGCUGCUCAGCUACAUCGGUCCCGGCGUGAACAGGGCCAAGGUCCUGGCCGCCAACUCGGCCUUCGCCGGCACCGAGCGCGAGCGGCUGCUCAACUACUGAGGCGGGUCGGAGGCGAGGCGGUGAGAUGAACUAUGCACAGACUGAACUCAGGUGCUCGACCGGACCCGCCCCUCCUCACAACACUACACUCGAUCGUUGAUCAAUACCCUUCAUUGAUCAGAGGAAAUCUUAAAAGGAGAAUUUUUUUCUUUAGUUUUUAAAAGUGCGUUUCUUGAUUGUAUAAAGCCAAGUUUUAAUCGCCGCCGCAGCAGCAGCAGCGAGGACGCAGGAGCCGGCGCCAAGUCUUCUUUUAUACCUUUAAUCAUGGGACCUCAGGGCGACCCGGCGGGCGGCGCCCACUAACCUGCACUCUGGUACCAGACCCGAGUGGAGAAACCCUUGUGAAGCUCCAGCUCACCUGCUCAACUGUCAGUCCUUUUAAGUUAUUGUUUUACUGACGUGACUGACGUGACUCCGCCCCCGACUCAGCAGAUUUUUAACACCUCUUUAUUCACCCGGGUCACUCGUCCCAUUCCCUCCUUCCUUCCUUCCUUCCUUUCUUUCUUUGGACUUUUAACCAUGCAGUCGCGCGUGUCGGGAACAUUCCUGAUUGUAAAUGAAGUUGAUGCCUUUGGAUUGUACUUUUUAACAUUUUAACACAUUAAACUUUCUCACGAACGAUU